Messenger RNA from Microplitis demolitor, 973 nucleotides. RefSeq names its product glutathione S-transferase D1. Gene Ontology annotation, molecular function: glutathione transferase activity. Gene Ontology annotation, biological process: glutathione metabolic process. The record is from RefSeq and is a predicted model, not a curated record. Lineage: Eukaryota; Metazoa; Arthropoda; Insecta; Hymenoptera; Braconidae. The transcript is spliced from 6 exons. The coding region runs from base 117 to 767 and encodes 216 amino acids.
CAUACACCUAUUAUAAAGUCGUGACUAACUAUAAUCCCAGUUAGUCGUCCAAGUGCCAGCGUUAGUGAGUGCUCAGUUUGUUUUACAAUAUUUCUUACUACACCACACAAACUAGAAUGGCUAUUGACCUUUACUACACACCCGGAAGUUCGCCUUGCCGAGCAGUACGUUUAGUCGCUGCGGCUUUAGGAGUUGAUCUUAAUCUUAAACUCCUGAACCUCGCGGGCGGUGAACACCUCAAACCCGAAUUUAUCAAGCUAAAUCCUCAGCACACUGUACCAACUUUGGUUGACAAUGGAUUUAGUCUUUGGGAAAGCCGUGCAAUAAUGGGAUAUCUGGUUAAUCAAUACGGAAAAAAUGAUUCUCUGUACCCAAAAGACCCCAAGGCACGGGCUAUGGUUGAUCAAAGACUUUACUACGAUAUGGGAACAAUGUAUCCGGCAUUUUCUGAUUAUUACUAUCCAAUCAUAUUUGCAGGAGCACCGGAAGAUAAAUCAAAGUAUGACAAUAUAGCACCGGCCUUUGAUUACCUUGAUAAAUUUUUAGAAGGUCAGAAUUACGUUGCCGGUGAACGUUUGACUAUUGCUGACCUCGCUUUAAUUUGUACUGUUUCAAACUUUGAGUUGAUUAAAUACGACAUAAGUAAAUACAAGAAUGUCACAAGAUGGGUUGAAAAGAUUAAAUCAGAAGCAGUCAAGUAUGACGAAGUGAAUGGCGAAGGUCUCAAAGCUUUCCAGUCUUUGAUCGAUAAACUCUUGAAGAAUUAAAUUUUAUAUUACAUUUAUAUAAUUACUUCAUCCCAUUUUCUAUUAAUACUGUUUUCAAAGUAUUACUCACCUCAAAUUGAAUUUAUUUAACACUUUUAUUUUGCUCAUUUAAUAUUUUAAUAGAAAAUUUUUAUUAAAUUUUGUAUACUUGAUAAUUAAGAAUUUAUAAACUCUGAUAGUUGCACAAUAAAAAAAAAUGAAAUUGC